Molecule: messenger RNA, 6362 nt
Organism: Notolabrus celidotus (New Zealand spotty)
Lineage: Eukaryota; Metazoa; Chordata; Actinopteri; Labriformes; Labridae
Product: acid-sensing ion channel 1A-like
Exons: 10
Coding region: 724-2214 (496 amino acids)
Biological process (GO): sodium ion transmembrane transport
Cellular component (GO): membrane
Source: RefSeq, a predicted model, not a curated record
AGAAACUCUCAGGUGAACAGCAGAGCGUCAGUCUGCUCUCCUCUGCCGUCCACUAGAGGAAAGCUCACACGACUCCCUCCACCCUCCGCCUGACUCCCCAAACACAGAUUCUUCAGAGUAGAAAUUUUCCUGACCUGACCCGAAAAUCUGCGGAUCGAAAAGGACAUGCGUCAAGUGGUGCUCGGAGAGGAACUCUUUCUAAAUGAGCAGAAAGUGUCAGAAGGAUUUCUUCCUCUCCUCGCUCCCCGGGUUUCCUCUGGUUGGCGUGCAGGACUAAAGCGUGCUUCACUGGACUUAUCGACCAGCGUUUCAGGCUGAUGAAACACUUUGUCAGACCCUUUUCUUUGCAUUCCUGCAACCGAGUGUGAAACCUGCACGGCAUCACUGUGCAGCGCUGAUGCACCUUUAUUUGGACAUCUUUGUUAUGCAUACGUUUGAGUCACACUGCCUGCGCACGCCUGCUCAUGAGAAAUGCAUCCCCUCUGCACACAAUUCCUACUCGUCUGACUUUUGAGAAGCGCGGAGGAUGCUGAAGAUGUCUUUCAAUCUGUCUGCAUGAGGGAUGGAGACCAAACCCCACCAAGUUCACGAGCGCGUAUCUCCACAUUUGCACCCAAAGGGAUGGAUAUUGACAGCUUGUGCCACAGGUGAAUGAAAAUCAGCGAGUGUUGCCCCAAGAGCGAGUGUUUUUGAGCUGUUUUCUGACUCGGAUCAACUUAUUGCAUGAUGGAUCUCAAAGAGCCAGAAGAAAUGGACAGGAAUCAGCCUCCACCCAUAGAAGUUUUCGCGCACAGCUCGACCCUACACGGAAUCUCUCACAUUUUCACGUACGAGCGCUUCUGCGUCAAGCGCUGCCUGUGGGUCGUGUUUUUUCUGGGCUCCCUGACCUUUUUGCUGUUCGUGUGUGUGGAUCGGAUCCACUUCUACCUCGAGUACCCGCACGUCACAAAACUGGAUGAGGUCACGACCCCGAUCAUGACGUUUCCCGCGGUCACUUUUUGCAACCUGAACGCUUUCCGCUUCAGCCGCUUGACGCGCAACGACCUGUACCACGCAGGAGAGCUGCUGGCACUGCUCAACCAGAGGUAUGAGAUCAGAGACAUGCAUCUCGUGGAGGAGAGCGUUCUGGAGAGCCUAAAGGUCAAAACUGACUUUCACAAUUUCAAGCCAAGACCGUUCAACAUGCGGGAAUUCUACGACCGCACCGGCCACGACAUCAAUGACAUGCUGCUGUCCUGCCACUUUCACGGCACAGAGUGCAGACCGGAGGACUUCAAAGUAGUUUUUACUCGUUACGGGAAGUGUUACACCUUCAACGCCGGCGAUGAUGGACGCCCACCUCUCAUCACCACCAAGGGGGGAAUGGGUAACGGCCUGGAGCUCAUGCUGGACAUACAGCAGGAUGAAUACCUGCCUGUCUGGGGGGAAACAGAUGAAACGUCCUUUGAAGCUGGGGUCAAAGUUCAGAUCCACAGUCAGGACGAGCCAUCCUUUAUUGACCAGCUUGGGUUCGGAGUGGCGCCGGGGUUUCAGACUUUUGUCUCCUGCCAGGAACAGAGGCUGAUUUACCUCCCUCCACCCUGGGGAGACUGUAAGGUGACGGCCAUGGAGUCGGACUUCUUUGAUAGUUACAGCAUCACAGCCUGCCGCAUUGACUGUGAGACACGCUACCUGGUGGACAACUGCAACUGUCGCAUGGUGCACAUGCCAGGAGAUGCACCGUACUGCACCCCUGAGCUGUACAAAGAAUGUGCUGACCCAGCUUUAGAUUUCCUGGUGGAGAGAGACAAUGACUUCUGUGUGUGCGAGACGCCGUGCAACAUGACCAGAUACAGCAAAGAGCUGUCCUUCGUCAAGAUCCCCAGCAAGGCCUCGGCUAAAUAUCUCGCCAAGAAGUACAACAAGUCUGAGCAGUACAUUAAGGAGAACCUCAUGGUGUUGGACAUCUUUUUUGAGGCUCUUAACUAUGAAACUAUUGAGCAGAAGAAGGCUUACGAAGUGGCUGGACUUCUAGGUGAUAUUGGGGGUCAGAUGGGACUUUUUAUUGGUGCCAGCAUUCUCACCAUCCUGGAGCUGUUUGAUUACCUUUAUGAGGUAAUUAAGUACAAGUUGUGUCGCUGCUCCGAUAGGCAGCAGCAGCAUGACAACAGCAACGACCAGGGGACAGUCCUGAGCUUAGACGACGUCAAGUGUCACGUCAGUAACUUCCACUGAACUUCUUCCGCCAUGAGGAGGUAGACGCUACACUCUCUCGUCUUUUGUGGACUUUUGUUUGUUGCAGAACUUUCAAAACUUGAAGAAGCAACGCAUCAAACACCCAGACUUUGCCUAUGGGUGAGUUAUUGAACAACGAGGUGAAUUCAGCAUGUGGCUGAAGUCAGGAGAAGCCACGCUUACAGUCAGCAGGACAGCAGUGAUCAGUGUGAUGCGAUUCAUUUAGAAGUGUUGGAUUAUGUGCAUGGUCAUCUGUAAAACAGCUUUGUGACAUAGUAACAGAUACAGUCAACGAGGGCAUGAACUAAGGUGGUUAAGGUCUAUAUGUGUUCAGUUAAUCAGCGUUUGAUAUCCCAGCUGUGUGCUUUUGUUUACAGUUUGUUAGUUUGAACAAAAUCUUCUUAAAUACAUUUAUUUGACUCAUUUUCAUUUCAAUAUAGGAAAUGUAUACAAAACAUUUAAUGUAUGAUUUUGGGACAUUUGCAUGACAGUCCUGAACAUUAUCUUUAAUUUAAUCUUUUGAAGGAUUGUUUCUUAAAUCUUUAAUCUUGUCUUUCUUUGCCUUUUCUUUUUUUACUGUCAGUUUUCAAUUGUGUCACCAGAUGUUGUACAACUACAGUCUUCCCUUGUUAAAACCUGAGCAUUUUGCCAACGUUUUGUACUACCUCAUCUUUGUAGGGUGACAGUGCCCUGAAGAAUCCACAAGCCAAGCCAGUUAUUCACAAAAAAAGAUCAUUUCCUUUUAUAGAGAUGAGCAAAGCAGGUGGAAAAUAAUCUGACAUCAAAGCAAGCCCACAAAACAAAUGUUAAAGUGUGAUAUGUCACAGCUAUAAAAAGGGUUAGGGGUGAAAACGAAUUAAUAAUGUCUGAAGUUCUGUCAGCGGCUCCUGUUAUUUUGAACCCUUACUCACUGACAGGGGAACUUGAAUAUAACUGCUGACGUUAUUAGCUUCACCUGUGUUAUUCCUGCUGUAAAAAGUCAUGAUGUGUCCCAUGAUAAAAGCAGCAACUAUGGUACAAUUCCAAAAUAAUGAAAGGGCUACUGAGUAGUGUAACAGAUCCAGAAGUAAGAGAGAACCAGUGAGAAAGAUGAUUCUGAAGCAUCCUUUAUAUGGCAAUUGUUGCUGUUAAACAGCAAAAGUUCCUUGUCACAUCAGGUGAGGCUGUAGCAGUAAAAUCCUCCAGUGUGUGGAGUUGGACUGAAAGAGGCUGGACUUUGGGACAUGAGCCAAAUAACUUUCUGGCAGUAAAUAAAUACACAGUAACCAAUUUAAAACCUGACAGCCAAACAACACAGAGCCAGCAGCCUGUGAGCUUAGCAUAGCACAAAGACUAUCAAUUGAGUCCAUUUAAAAGGAAAGUGUGAAAGUCAAUACACUGCUAAAAAUAGUCUGUCACUAAUGCUGUUUGAAAGAGGGAGUUUUGUGCACUAGAUGCUUGGUUUCAGGCUGUUUUAUAGUCUGACCACUGCAGCUGGGAUACAGCCAGAUAGACGCCAGCUGCCUUGUGUGUAAGUGGAUAACAUAAUGCAGGAAAUAAAAGAGACAUAAAAAGGUAAUACAAAGAGGCUUUAAGUGUAUCAGCAUUUUGAUUAGACAUGAUACAUCUGGGGAAAAAACUCUUCAAGACUAAAAUUAAAGAAAAUUGGCAGACAAAGAAUUAAUCUCUGUGGAGUCUUCCAGAAAUGUGAGCAACUAAUCAACUCAUGAAAUCAGAUCUACCUACUAGAAAAUGAACAUAUCAAAAGUUGGGCAUUCACAGCUUUGUGUCAAGUACCAACAAGCUAUUUGUGAGCCUUAAAGAAUCGUAAACCUUUGGACAAAGCUUGGCUAGUUGUUCCUCGCCUUUAUGCUACACUAAGCUAACUGGCUGCUGGAUGGAGGUUUGUAUAGAAAAGUCAAACUAGAGUGGUACUCCUCCCUGACUCCCAAAUAAAUAGCAAAAUCAAGUGUUUCUCAAACAUUUUAAGACCAGUAGAAUUUAAGGAAUGUACUGUGCAAGAGCUUAAUCAACCACUGAGGACGGAUACACAGCAGCAAAGAUCAGUUCAGACAAACCUUAAUAAUAAGAAGAAAAAUGCUCUUUCAUAUGUCUACCAGGUGCUACAUGUCGUGUCAUUUGCCUUCAGAGUUCCCUUUUAAUGGCAAUCACUGUAUGUUGUACAACUAUUUUCAGCAAGGUACAAAACAGACUUUUAAAAUAACCUAAAUAUACAUGUGUGUGUUGUAUAUGGUAUGUAGUCUAGGGAUGCACCAACGUCUAGGUUAACAUCAGUAUCAGCCUACAUCAACCCUGUUAACAGACAACAACCCCAUGUUAGUAGCUGAUAUUUAUAUGUACCUUACUGCAUCUUAUCUUUAUCACAUUGAUUCAAUGCUAGCAAGCUAAAACACCCAACUACUGAUUCAGAGGACGGGGUGUUUAUUGGCAGAGGAGGUCAACUAUUGGAAGAACUCUGAUUUGUCUUUAUGGUCAAACAUUAAAGAAAAUGACGGCAGUGUGGGAGUACUACACCUUCUCCAAAGAAGCUCCAACGUGUAUUUUGCAUGGAAGUUAACCCUCCUGUUAUGUUUGUUUCUCUUGAACAGCAAUAAUGUUCCUGGGUCAAUUUGACCCGGAGCAUAUUCAAUUAUCCAAAAGUGUCAGAAUCCCCCAAUACACAUUUUAAAAACCUAAUUUCUCACUCCAUUACUAACCAUUUAAAUCAAGAUUUAGUCCAUUGGUGUUCUUUAAUUCUCACAGAUCAUGGUUCAAUGAGGAUAACUCACUCGUUUUUCAUUCAAAUUCAUGUUAAAUCUUUUUUUAAUGUACAUUGGAAAGCCCUUAAUACAAAUACAAUAUUUUUACAUGACAGAUUUUUGUUUAUUUUAUUUUACAACUUGAUUUUUUUUUUAUUUUUAUGAAGUGAUGUUGAUAAAUUGACACGACACCUCUUCUGUCACAUGCUGCCCAGAGUUUUAUGCUGCAUUUAGCUGGUUUGGAGGGCAUAUAUAUCCUAAAAUAGACUUUAAAAAGGGUCAAUUCGACACGCAACAUAACAGGAGGGUUAAAAGGAGGGACUAGUAGAAUAAUCUCAUAGCUGAUUUGAAAAAAAAAAACAGAAGAAUUACCCAGAAGCAAUGUAAAACAUCUGAAUUGGCUCAAUAGUAAUUUUAAACAUUAGUAUCAGCCUACAUCUUUACAAUCAGUGCAUCUCUAGUCUACAUGUGGUUGUUGUUCAUCACAUCCAAGGGACAUGGCGAGAUAAAACUGCUGAGUAUAAAUAUGUUGAAUGUGUUUUUCCAUCUUCUAGGGCUCUAAGUUGCAUGUAGCACUUGUACAGUAAAUGUCUUAUACGUGGUCCUAUAAUGAACAGCUAUCCACACACAUCAAACUGCAGUUUGUCUCAUCAUCCGUCAGUGUGUUUCGUUGUAUAUUGUCAGCAUGUAUUUUUGUGUGUUCGAUCAAAAAUGAUGAUGGAAAUUUCUAAACUCCAGCCCUCAUAUUCAGAAACACUGUAUCUGUUAGAGGCUGUAAACAUGUCAUGUGCAUGUUUCACGGCUUGUCUCUAUCCUGACGCUGUUAAUAAGAUCAAACACUUUCAUGAUUUCCUGUUGAAGUACUUACUUCUGAUCUUAUUCUCAACAGGAAGUAAGAGUUGUAUAGCUUGUAGUUGCAUUGUGUUGUUAACAAGCACAAUCAUACCAUAAACUGUAAUGUAAUGUAAAUACAGCAAUGACUAUUGUUAUUGUAUUAGAGUAGGCUGAUCUGUCUAAUGUUGUUCUUGUACAUUGACUUAAAAUAGACUUGCUGUGUCUCAUUUCUAAAUUCCUGUACAUAAGAAAAUAAUAUUUAUCAAAGACAAAUUUAAUUAUGAGGCUAUUUCUUACUUGUGUGUGUCAUUAGAGCUUUGACUGUAUAUACGAGUGACUCAAUUAGAACAUCUGGGUUGUUUUUCUCUGGCUCCACUGCAUGAGGUCAGGCAGCUCAAAAGUUCUCCCAUUACCAUUCUUUGAGGAUAUGUUAUAUUUUUUGCUUCGUUUUUUAAUUUUCAUUUGAGAUAUGAAAGGGUGAUAUUUCAGUCUGGUGAUGUAGGCUUAUACAUGUUGAACUUGAAGCAGUUGUUACAAUAAAGAUUAAAUGCUACCUUUACAUGACUUUUAUCCAGU